Molecule: messenger RNA, 1721 nt
Organism: Xenopus laevis (African clawed frog)
Lineage: Eukaryota; Metazoa; Chordata; Amphibia; Anura; Pipidae
Product: Fc receptor-like A
Exons: 7
Coding region: 14-901 (295 amino acids)
Source: RefSeq, a predicted model, not a curated record
UAAAUAAUUUACUAUGAUGCUAAUUUCUCUUCUAGAAUUGUUUUCUGUGCCAAAUAUAACAGCCAGUUCAGAUCCGGUAACUGAAGGAGCAGAAAUGUCAUUGGAUUGUGUGAUCAAAGGCAGCCAACAGAAAGGAACUUCUUCAGGGAGAUUACAGUUUGCUUUCUAUAGAGACGGCCGGGUGCUGCAAAACUUCACAACAUUCAGUACUUACCAAGUUUUCCCAGUUCAAAUGAAGGAUUCUGGGGAAUAUUCCUGUGAAGUGAGAACCUCUACCAAUGGUGAAACAAAGAUGAGCAAUACAGUAUCAAUCCGCAUACAAGAGCUAUUCUCUAGCCCAGAAAUAAAAGUGACCCCACACACAGUGACGCCUGGGGAAAAUCUGUCUAUAAAAUGCAGCACAGUCAGCAAGUCGGACACAACUAAACUUCGAUUUAGAUUUUACAAAGACAACGUUCUGGUGCAGAAUGAGAAUUUAUCCAAUAAUUAUUAUGUUAAAUCAGUUCAGCUAAAGGAUUCUGGGAAUUAUUCUUGUGAUGCCCGUAUAAAUGGCACAGUGAAGACAAGUAGAGAAAUCCGUAUCGAAGUACAAGCAGUUUUUGCAAGUAAUGACACCGGCACAAAUUCAACCAGUAUAGAAGAUGUGCCACAGAACGACGUACAUCUAAUAGUUUUGGUUCCACUCAUCCUACUACUCGUUGUGGUUGCUCUUCUGAUAAAGUACAAGCACAAACUAUUAGCUGUGUUCACAACCACAUAUCGGUCUCAUCCAGGUCCUGCCACAGAUCUGUUAGUUGAGACAGACCCAUAUUACUCCUUUAUUGAAUUCUCCUCCAUUCAGAAAGAUCCGGUAAUUCAAACCACUAACACUGACGUGACAUAUACACAGGUAAAAGCCUGAAUGCUCUUUGUUCCACCAAACCAGACACAUGCAACUCUAGACAUAGCUAAGGAACAUUCCAGUCUAACUGAUUCUAAGAACUGGAAAAGUAAACUGGAUCAUCUGUAUUGCUAUUUCGGAUUCUGGAUUCAUUGCUAAAUUACAAUUUGUCAGAAAUGUCUUCACACGGAGCACCAGUGGAGCCAUUAAAACUAUUUCAUUAUCUUAAAAUAACAUGAAGCACAGACAAAGUCUACUCAACACGUUUCGUGGCUACAAUUUGGCAGGACAAAAAUCCUUGGGUUUUUCCAAUAUGUGUAGAAUACCAGUUGAAAGGGAUAAAACCCAACCCUGAAUCUUGUACAGUUUGACUUCACUGAUUGCAAUUAAUUCAAUGGAAGGAAGCAAAGCAGCAGAAUGAAAAGUUCUUCAGAAACCAGCAAGACCUUGGGCCAAUGCUUUUGCUAUUGUAGACAGUUUGGAGAAUGAUGUUAAUCCUCAUAGGAUAAUAUUUUGCAAUUUUACUAGAAUCUGUGUGUGUUCAGUAUGUACUACUCCAACAUUUUAAGGCAAAAACAACAAAAGAACUCAAAUAGAAAUCAGUGAAAGGCAGCAGAUCAGGCAGGUAGACAACUGAAGGCAGGGCAGGAGGUCUCAUAGCAGCACAGGAGUGAGGGCUGUAGUAGAAUACCCAAACAGCAGACAUGUACAUCAAGUAUAGGAGUUAUAGUAUGAAAUCAUGCAAACAGGGUCUUAACUGGAAAAAAAGGUAAUUCUGUAAAACAGAAACAACACUAAGGGGCCGAUUCACUAACUUCGAGUGAAGGAUUCGAAGGUAAAA